UCUUACCAAAAUCACUACGACUUGUUCCAAGAGUAAAUUCAAUGCCAUCUAAUCUCCCCUUCUAUCGCUCAAUAUUGUCUAGCUACAACGGUGCCAGAAAGUGGCACGCCCGAUUCAGUGUCCUACGGGCGUUUUGACGACGCGCCCUUUCACGAUGAAUGAAUUGUAUCGAUCGAAACAUUGCACAAAGACCAGCUCACAAAGCCCUGAAUCUACAUGCAGCGACAGGAAACACGAGCUAUGUCUCGUAUAUGUUAUGGCCAACCAUGUCCUAUUUGUCCCACAGAGAAAUUCGACAUAUGGCACUGGCAAAAAAUGCCAUUGUGGCGGAUAAUGUUUCAAAUCCAGCCAACGAAGGCGAAGAGGAAGCCAAUUAUACGAUUGAGAUUCAAUGCGCACAACAGCCGCCAUCGACAUUUAUUAAAACCAUUCAGGUCUGCUUCAGCAUCGUACCCUGGUCCCGGCUUGUUCGGAGAUUAUUCUGCCGAAUCCAAAUAAAUGAGACGAACCGAGGAUGUAAUCAUUGCAGCGCCGAUGUAGGAUUCGUGAGCUUCCAUGAAAGCAUAGGAGGCGUAAUGAUUUCAGCGACGGCAAGGAGUACACAUGUAACAUGAGAAAUGCAUACAUUCUGGUGUGGCAUCUGGUGGCAAGAAGGUUACGACGGAGUAAGAAGCCGAAGAUACGAACAAACUCUGGAGAAGAGUUACAAAAGUAGAACUAGUUAUUGGAAUGUCUACUUCGCACAGUCGGCCUGGAAAGCUUUUG
Aaosphaeria arxii CBS 175.79 is the source of this 765-nucleotide messenger RNA. RefSeq lists its product as uncharacterized. NCBI's taxonomy places the organism in Eukaryota, Fungi, Ascomycota, Dothideomycetes, Pleosporales. The transcript has a single exon. Bases 159 to 614 code for a protein of 151 amino acids. The record is from RefSeq and is a predicted model, not a curated record.